Uloborus diversus is the source of this 2162-nucleotide messenger RNA. Its product is annotated as cell adhesion molecule Dscam2-like. NCBI's taxonomy places the organism in Eukaryota, Metazoa, Arthropoda, Arachnida, Araneae, Uloboridae. The coding region runs from base 24 to 1886 and encodes 620 amino acids. The record is from RefSeq and is a predicted model, not a curated record. The transcript is spliced from 12 exons. Gene Ontology annotation, molecular function: protein binding.
GCAGCACUGUGAUUGGAGAGCUAAUGCCCGUUACAACCUACAACAUUCGUAUUCUUGCAGAAAAUUCUCUAGGACAAAGCAAGCCAAGCGAACCAAUAACUGUUACUACUAAUGAAGAAGCUCCUGCAGCUCCCCCUUCUGACAUCAGAGUAGAAGCUACUAGUUCCACCUCAAUAAAAGUGUCGUGGAUGGCUCCACCCAAAGAAAUGAGGAGAGGCUCCAUAAAAGGCUAUUACUUGGGUUAUAAAAUAUUUCGCUCUGCUGACACAUACACUUAUAAGACGUUGGAAUCCAGCGGGGAUGUCAGAGAGGAGCAUCAUUUGACGAACCUCAGAAGAUUUACUCAGUACGUCAUUCGCCUGCAAGCGUUCAAUAAAGCUGGGAGUGGCCCUCAUUCCGAAGAGAUAUCAGUCGAAACGCUGGAAUAUGAUCCUCCUGGGACCCCUGUUCUUCGUGUAAUUUCGGUUGGUGCUACAUCUGUAAAAUUAGAAUGGAAAACACCAGAUUCCACUCCAGUACAAGGCUAUCUUAUGCAAUACAGAGAAGAUAAAAGCGAUUGGAUCGAACAUCGCUUACCUCCAGACAUUACCAACCACGUUCUCCAGCCAUUGCGAUGUGGGACGCGAUAUCAAGUUCAGAUGACCAGUUUCAAUAAAGCUGGGAAUGGCGAACCGUCAGACGUCAUACAACUAAAGACCGAAGGAACAGCUCCAGUAGCUCCAGACAGACACUCAUUUUUGUCAAUCAAUUCAACUUUUGCGACUCUACGUCUGGAUGCAUGGCAUAGUGGAGGCUGCCAAAUAUCCUAUUUUGAAGUGAAGUAUAAACUGUUAUCUGACGUCGAGUGGUUUCUGGUGUCCAAUAACGUGCUCCCGGAAACAGGAAAACUCCUGCUUUCAGAACUCACUCCGGGAACUUGGUACAAUUUGAUGAUAUCUGCUCAAAACGAUGCAGGAUCAACUGAUGCUGAAUAUGUAUUUGCGACAUUGACGAUAUUUGGAGGAACUGUGGCGCCUCCUACAACUGUUAUUUCUCCAGAUCGUAGAUUUUUCAAACAUUUAAGCAUUAUAGUUCCAGUGGUAUGUGCUGUAGUCAUCGUUAUUGUAGUAACUAUAGUGAUUUGCGUCUUGCACACAAGACGCAAUCCUCCAAAUAAUGGACGGGGUCACUACGAUCAAGCUGACGGUCAAUCCCGCACCUCACACAAAGGAGACACUUUGAACAUGAGUGUCCUGGGCAAGAAAGGCCACGGAGAGACUGCAUACGAGGUUCCAAAAGACUCCUUAUAUUUCCCGUCUCCCUACGCCACAACCCGAGUGCCCGGGUACGUCGUGGAAGAAGGCAGCGAAUGUGACAGCCUAAGGUCGAGUACCAGAACUCCUAGCGAUCCUCAGGGAAGCCACACAUACGAUGUACCUUUUCCAGUUAGAAGGGAAUUCCAGGAACAGUAUUCGCAAAUCAAGCGGAUACAACUUUCAUCCAUACCAACAACAACCAACGUCUAUGAAGCUCCUCAGUGUUGUGACAGAGAGAAACUUGUGUCUAGAUGGAUAGGUCGUCCAGCGUCAGAGCCUUGCACUUUUGAACUUAGUCAAGAAUAUCAGCGACGCAUGCAAGAGGAGAGCCGCUGGUAUCCGGCACGAUAUCGGACGACCCUCAGUACUUAUCCUCAGGAACAACGUCUGGAGUGUUCAGAUGAUGAAAAUGAUUUUGAAUCCCUCCGAAUGUUGCCUCAGGACGAUGACGAAGAAGGCCCUGAAAUUUCAGAGACUGAAGCAGACCGAGAGCUUAAAAUUUUUCGUAAACCAAAAGGAAAUAGUUCUCUUUGUGUCGCUAUGCCUCCUGAGUGUCAACAAGCUGCUCUAACAGCCCUUGCCGUCCACUGACUCGUCUGAAUACAAAGACAAUAUUUAUGAAAAAACUUUCUGCCACCUACGGAACUCUCCUCCUGAAUGGAAUGUACAUAUUGAACUGAAUGCGAUUUCGUAACCCAGAAAUGUCUGCCUUGAAUGUUUGUUGCGAUUUUUAACAAAAAAGUGCAUCUCCGUGCAUGCAUAAAUUGUUUGUUUGGAACAAAGAAUGUAGUAAAAUUGUUUUCAUACCAUCUGCCUUUAUUGUUUAUUACUUCUCAACUGUGGCUAAUAUUGCGUAAAAUUAAAUUU